AUGAAAAUAUUUUCUUGUAAUUAUUUAUUAAUUAUUCAAUUAAUUUUAAUUUUAUUUUGUUAUCUAAUUAAUUCUGUAGAUGAUAAAGGAAAAGAAAAAUUACCGAAUGAAGAAAUUGAAAAUUUUGGGAAUAAUGGAGAAGAAGAACAUAGAAGUGUAUUAAAAAUUAAGAAAGAAAAAGAAAAAGAAAAAAUUGGAAGCUCAAAAAAUCAAGAAAAUGAAAAUAAAACACUCAAAAAUGUAAAUUUCGAUUCUAAAAUUAAAAUUAGAAAUUUUGAAGAAAAUGAUGAAGAAGGUUUAAUAAAUGAAAUUAACGUGGAUGAAAUGGGAGAAGAUAAUUAUAUUAGAGAGGAAAAUAGGAAAAAAUUAAUUAAUGAACAACGGACAAAUAAAAAUAAAUUAAUUAUUCCAAAAAAUAUGCAAGAAGGUAAAGUACGUACCGUAUAUGCUCGAAUAAUUACCCUGGGUAAUUUUAUUGUUUCGACCUCUCGCUGGAGGGGGUAA
Molecule: messenger RNA, 504 nt
Organism: Meloidogyne enterolobii
Lineage: Eukaryota; Metazoa; Nematoda; Chromadorea; Rhabditida; Meloidogynidae
Source: the annotation of a GenBank genome assembly